AUGCACCAGCCGAUCGACUUGAUUACCACACUGCGGCAGUACAGCGACGCCGUGUCCUCGUCGUACGCCGAGACGGACUGGGCGCACUCGGACAGCGACUCGGACGACGGCCGCUCACGUGCUGACGCCAGGCGCAAGUGCAGCACCUCCACAAAGCGCCCGCCGCACGUGUGGGCACGAACGGCGCCGAUCAGUAUCCCCUGCAGCCGUCGCGCGCAGCCGCAUCGGCGGCACCAGUGCGAGAGCGUCAGUGCGAGCCCGACGCGGUCGUAUCACGCCGACAUGCGGCGUCUGCGCGCCAGCCGCUACGUCAUUGACGGAGACGACCUGGAGCUGGACGAGGACGACCCCGUGUUUUAUGGCAAUUUGGCCUUUUUUCGCUCGCAGCAACACGGCGCCUCGUUGCCGAUCCAGAAUCGCUGCGAGACGAGCGCCCGCGCGCACUACUCGCUCAAGGUCGACGUAGCUGCGCCAGUGUCUCCGACGGGCGUCGACGUGCGCGACGGAGCUAUCUUUGCCAUGGAACUGUAG
Molecule: messenger RNA, 531 nt
Organism: Hyaloperonospora brassicae
Lineage: Eukaryota; Oomycota; Peronosporomycetes; Peronosporales; Peronosporaceae
Source: the annotation of a GenBank genome assembly